Molecule: messenger RNA, 4729 nt
Organism: Mytilus californianus (California mussel)
Lineage: Eukaryota; Metazoa; Mollusca; Bivalvia; Mytilida; Mytilidae
Product: ragulator complex protein LAMTOR1-like
Exons: 7
Coding region: 116-715 (199 amino acids)
Biological process (GO): endosomal transport; positive regulation of TOR signaling; regulation of receptor recycling
Cellular component (GO): Ragulator complex; late endosome membrane; membrane raft
Molecular function (GO): guanyl-nucleotide exchange factor activity; molecular adaptor activity
Source: RefSeq, a predicted model, not a curated record
UCAGAAUUUCCUCCUACAGUCAUGUGAGUUUCUAAGGUUAAGGACACCUACAAAAUAAAACCGAAAAAGCGAUAGAUCUGUAUAGAGUUUCGAGAAAGUAACAAACCCAUUAAAUAUGGGAUGCUGCUUUAGCAGUGAAGAUGAUAAAGACACACUGACUAAUGAACCAGAUGAAACAACUAGACUUAUAAACCCUGUACAAAAUCAUUCUCCAAGAUCUGUUUUUAGUUGUUGCUGGUGUUGUUAUGGUAUCAAAACAGAAGAACCAAAACCAGUCUUUACAGAACCUCCCCAGCCCUAUAAUCCACCUCCUAUAAUACAAACAAUACCUAGUGGUCCAAGCAGUGAGCCAGCAAUAAUAAGUCAUCCAAAAGGAGAUGAACAGUCAGCGUUAGAAAGAAUAUUACAGAAAACGGCAAGGGAUGUGAUAGAUGUUACAAAUGAAAGUAACUUAGUAGAACAAACAGAAUAUCAAGAGAGAACUAGACAGUAUAGCAACCGAGUUAACAUGGUUGUAGGCGGCAGUAGUCGGUUACGACAGAAACCAAAUCUACCUAAUUGUGUAACAGCUCCACAGUCCGUGCUAGCCAGUAAACCUAUUUCAUUACAUGAUAUUCAGUUGAUAACUAAUGCUACUGAGAAAGCAGCUAGAUGUAUAAAAGAGAUUAAAGUUCAGCAUAAAGAGAAUUUAGUCGUACCGUUCGGUGUUCCAUGAUAGUUAUUUGUUAUAUUAGGAUUUAUUGUUAAAUAUUCAUUACUGCACAUAUGUACAUAUAUGUAUUUAUGUAUAUAAAUGUAUGAGAGAGUGUAUAAAAUGUGGGAUAUAUUUCCAAUUGAAGAGAAGAAUUUUGGUAUGUUUGUAUGAUUGAAGGUCAGAGUUCAUCAUGUUCAUUGAGUGAAAAUCUAAUGAUCGAAAAUGUUUAUUUUGUUCCACAGUCACUAUUGUUUAUAAGCAUUUAAUUAAUGUAAUAAGGAUUAAUUUAUUUAUUGUAAAUGAAAUCAGGGUACAAUUUUAAUUCACAAAUUUGUAAAAUAGAAAAACAAACAAAAAAUCUAUUAACAAAAAUAACAUAUACCUUAGGACCUAUAAGUAUUUUGUGUUCCAAAUAUGAACUUUCAUGGUAAAUUCAUCAAUUUUUCUGCCGAAGUCCAAUUGGACAUGCUUAGAAAUUAUCAAUAGAACACAUAAAAGUUUAUUUUGCUAUCUUAAUCUAGCAUUAUAUUUGUUUAAGAUUGAUUCUGCUUGGACUACAUGAAAUGGUAUGAGAUCCUUAAUUGGUACAUUUAGAAAUGUUCAUGCAUGGUGAGCAUCAUCAAGGCAGGAUGUAAACCAAAUCUUGCUCAGAUGUUUUAAAAUAUCUUUUCUUUCAAUAUUUGAUAGCAUCAUUGCAAGAUUUUAUGAUUGCAAAUAAAUGUUUACUAGCUCCAUUAGAGCAGGAUGAGUACGUAUAUUUGUGUACAUCAGUCAUGAGUUUUACUGUCACAUAUUCAUAUUUCUUGUAAAGGCUCUUGCCUUGAUUUAGAACUUUUACGUAUUUUCGUUUUGUGAUACAUGUAUUGAAAUGUCUACAGCGUAAAGGUUCUUUUAGAUGAGAAAUUGCUUAUCCAUACAACUUGCCUUUUAGUUACUGCAUGUCAUUAAAAUGAAUUUGUUAAGGAGAUGUUUGAUACAUACCAUUGAGACAGCAACACAACAACACAACAAAAUAGGUUUACAUCAAAAGCUGGACACAGGGUUUUCUGUGAGAGUGAUAUACUCAAUCACUGGAAAUUUACAAAAGAGAAUCAUGCAUGUAAUGAGUGAUUUUUGAGUGACAUUUAUUUUUCAAGUGUGAUAUGUUUGUUUAAAAAAAUCUGUUGUUAUUAUAUAGAAUGUAAGAUAUUUUUAAGAAAAAAAUGUGAGGUAUUAAAAUACAGGUGCUCAUUCAGAUUUAUUUAUUAACUUGAUAAAUGAUACUUUAAUUUUCUUCAUAAUUUACACAUUUUGGUAGCGUGAAAAAAGUAUGAUGCUUUUGAAGAGAAUGAUAAGUUAAGUAUCAAUAUAUGUUUUUAAUGUAACUUCUAUUAUUUAUCUUUUUAUUCCAAUAAAAACCAUGUGUUGGAAUAAAGUAUAGACUUAUUGAAGACUAAUUUUUGAAAUCUAGAUGUCAUUUGGUUAUUUGUGUCGUUGUGUUGCUGUUUCAAUUACAUAUAUUCCUGGCCCACAACGUCUUUUGUUCAUGAUGAUAAAAUAUAUUCAGUAAUGCAUAACAAAUAUCCAUGAAAAUUACUUAACUGUGGAUUCAUAUAUUUUCAUGGAUGUUUGUGGAUUGAGAAGAAAUGUAUGUUUGUGGACAUUCAAUUCAUGGUUUUAGCAAAACCUGCAUACCUGCCUAAGAGAAAAUUUGUACUUUGUUGAACAUUUAAAUUUGCAGUUCACCUAUAUCCACAAAAUCCAGGAAAAUUGGUUCCUCAAGAAUAUAUAUGAACCCACAGUAUUUAAUGUCAAUGCUAUAUCUUACAAAGAAGUUGAAAAUAGAUUGUUAGUAUACUGUAAAGUGGUUUGGUUUUCGCAGAGUUUAAUUUCGUGAUUUCUAGGACCAAACCUGUUUUUGAGGUUUUAUUUUCAUUUUUUUGUUAGAUUCACAUAAAAUCAAGUCUAAAUGACACCUGUCAAACACAAAUAAUAGUAGCACCUUCAAUUUCACCCUUUGUCUAAGAGGUAAAAGGUCAACCACAAUUAACUUUUAAUCACAUGAUGUACUAUCAAUGCUAUCUUUAAAAAUCUUGUAUCCAUAACCUUAGGUAUGUGGCUGUAAGAUUGCAGGCUACUCUUUUUGUCAUCAUUUGUAAACAUUUUUGGUUGCUAUUAGUUGUUUGGUUACUGUCUCAAUGAUGUUUUCAUUUGAAAACAAUGUGUUGUUAAAGGUAAUUUGUUUCAAAUAUAUAAUUCUAAACAUUUACAGGUGUAUGUUAAAAGGUUAUUUGCAGAAUAUAUUUUUUUUCUUUAAUUAGCUUAUGCCUCAUAUAUUCAAAUGUAAGUAAAUGAUGUUGGUACUAUAUAAGAUGUUUAUCAGAUCAUAUUGUCAUACCCUACUGCAUGAGGAAUGAUAGCUGUAAUAUUAACCAAAAUGUAGUUGUUAGAUAACUAUUUUGACCAUACAUGUGCAUGUUCACUUUAUGAAGAAGAGCUUUAGAUACUUGGUGCAUAUAGGUAAGUGCUGCUUGUAGGUGCAAUUAAUUAUAUUUUAUUAUUUAUUGUAAAUCCUUAUGAUAGAUAUACAGAUUCUACGUUCAUUGUUGGCUGACAAGGAUCUGACAACGACUUGUUCUCAUUUCUUUUUUAAAGACCCUUUGGGGUCCUCUAGUUUUGUCAUAAUGAUACAUGACUUCAAAAAUUGGAAGGCUGAAAUUUCAUUGGCUAUUGUAAUAUUUACAAGAACAGAAAGUAGAACUGAGUGUUUUCAGAUCCUUGUAAGCAAAAUUUUGACACGGGAUCUGUAUUUUGAUUGUUUGUGUAUUUGACCUAAUGUUAUAUUAUAUGAAUGUUGAUUGAUACUGUGUUUAUCAUUGAGGUACAUUAAAUGGGUUAAUUUCGUUAAUUUUAAAUUUCCUGAUUUCAAAGGCCUCACAGAUUUACAAGGUUUUAGUUUAGCUGUGCAUUUUUUUGUUAUCUUUGAUUCUUGAAAUUUAUGUGAGAGCAUAUUUUUUUGUGAUUUUGUCUGAAUCGUGAAAAUUUCCCACUUACCAGUAAGUCAGUAGUGAAAAUGUAUUAUAUUACCUUUUCUCAAAAGCUGAAAGAAUGUAUUGGAAGGCACUUGUAAUUCAAAUUAAUAGCUAUCAAUUUAAUUAAGGGUUCCCAUCUGUUUCCUAUAAGAUUUAUUGCUCAUUGAUUGUAUUCUAAUAUUUUGCAACAGUAAGAAAAAUAGUUGAGUAUAAACCACCAUGCACAAGACUAAUCGACUUUCCCAAUAAUUUUCCUUAUAUUCUUUCUUUUCUUGUUGUAGCACAAUUUAUUAAUUACAAAAUAAGGCUACAACAAAUAGAGAUAAAGAUUGUUAAACACAUUUUUUGUUUGUUUUUGAUUUGUCCAUUAUUUAUUUUUGUAAGCCAGUUAGUUCUCAGAAGAAUUAUAUUUGCCACUUCUAAUAACUAAAUAUCAAACAAUUAUUAUAUAUGAAAUCAUAUGCAAUGUCUUGUUAUAAAGAGUCAAUCAAGGUCAAACAAUAAUUAUAUUUCCUCUACAUGGCAAAAAUCUAAACUUUCAAAGUAAUUUUAUAUCAGACAUGAAAAUUGUAGAGGAAUUAUGGGUCAUUUGCUGAAAUCAUCUAUACGUAUAUUUGAAAAAACAAUCUAGGGUAAGUUGGCUGAAUUCUUGGUUGCAAACAGCAAGAAUCAGGUCAAUCGACUGGUAUUGUUCUGGCAUCUUUUCCGUUCAAAGCUGUUAUAACUUAAUGUAAGAAUAAGUUUCACGCAAAUAUUUAUUUAUUCUGAACAUUCCAUCACUUGGAUAUAAGAAUUGUGAAGCCAUCUUUUUGAUUGUAACUUAUUUGAGGAUAAAAUAAAGAUGUAAAAUAAUAAUUUAGAAGUACAUUGAAGCUAUUACCAGGAUGUUGCCAUUUACAUGUGCAAUAUUUUGUGUGAUUAAUUGUUCUAUUUUUUAUGUCUGCAUCAUAAUCUGUGCUUAAAAUAUAUGUUGGAAGAUGGACAUUUUCACAAACAUUAUUAUGAAUAAAGACUUUUUAUCAAA